AUGGUUUAUUACGAUAGUUCUUUGUUAUUUUACUCAGCUGUCUCGGUUUCUUAUCCGAGAAACCAGACUCUUCCUGAUUCAGCGUGGAAAGCCUUCUGUUAUACUAUCAUGCAAUCUAAAGAGAGUCUACAACGUAAUGCCUGCGACAGAUGCCGUGGUCAGAAGCUUCGCUGUGUUCGACUAUUAAACCCUGACAUUGAAGACUGUGAAGGUGCUGCUCAACAAAAGUCGGAGUGCUGCGAACGUUGCAAGAAAGCUGGCGCAAUAUGUAUCAAUACACUUGUUCGGCAACGGAAGGUUAUAAGAUCAGAUUCUGAACGAUGGCCUCGAGACUCUGCUCCUCAGGACUCGGAGACUGUUCAGCAGAGAUUUGCUUCGGAAUCAGAACACAAUACUAGUACCAACAUAGGACUGAAUGGCGAUACUUCCAAAAAUACGAAUUCUGUCACAGUGCAGCAGCUGGAGACGAGUUAUCAGGAAGCUUUCAGCGAGAGACCGGUCAAACGAAGGUCGACAGAGCGAUUCUUUGGUUCUCCAACCCUCCAUCAGCAUCUUAAUGGAAGGAAUGGAGGAGAUCCGAUCACUGGUAACGCUCAAUUGCUGCGUCCUGUUGACACGCCUCCCUUAAGUGCUAGUAGCGGAUCAAGCUCCAGAAUUAAUACAGCAUUCGCAGCCGAUAGACCCGACAUUGAAGUCAGGCCAAUUCCCGACUUUGCUGGUCAAUCUGACGCUUCUGAAAACAUCAUGGGCCUGUUCUUCGACCAAGACGACCAAAACCAUAUGAAGCCAGAACUUCGUACUAAUCCAGUGGUUAAGCACAUACUAACUCCCAUGGCCACCAAAGAAGACUGUAUGAACUGCUUAUCCGAACUCAGCGCAAGAUUAUUGAAAGACUUCAGCAAAACAAACUUUGCGAAUCUCUCGGAUAUUCUAUCAUUCCCCCCGAUGUCUUUGAAAAACACCCUUGGUCGAGUCUUGGAAAGUUCACAACAUUUUCUUGAAAUAGUUCAAUUUCUGAAUGACUUUUCAAGCCCCGGGAAUUUGAAUCCAAACUCCAGUGCCGAAUCCGAAUGCUCGUACUCCGAAGUUUGGGAUGAGAACGACUUCUUGUCUGGUCUAUCAACGGCCUAUAAUGAUGGAAGUACUGUUGGCGCAACCAUUGGUGAUUCCAACAUUUCAUUCACGAAGAACUCUCAUCACCAGAUUCCAAUUGUGGAUAUGCCGACAACCUUAACUAUACUUACCUGUUAUAUGUGGCUGCUACAAACAUACAAUGCGAUUUUCUCGCGAAUUCACACCUCACUAUCGAAUCACUCACAGUCCUCACCACCGUCGAUGCCAUGCAUACUACCAGGACUUCACAUCGGAGGAUUUGACCUGGACAAUCACAUGGACUUGCAAAUGGAGAUUCUCAUCCAAGUCACUUCAAAAAGACUCGAACAAAUUGAGGAAACCCUUGGAAUCGACGUCAUCUCUCAAUCACAUGAGAUGAACGACAUCAAAACACCCAUGGAACCAGGAAUUCUAGACACAACUACGGCAACUGCUUUGCUGGAAGUCAUGUUCCGUCAGGACGGGUACAAAUCGCGUUCGAGAGAAAAACCACGGAGCGCUGCUUUGGUCAAACAGACUAUGGAUGAUAUUCGAAGACUUUUGAUAUCGAAGAGAAUGUGA
Messenger RNA from Hymenoscyphus albidus, 1674 nucleotides. NCBI's taxonomy places the organism in Eukaryota, Fungi, Ascomycota, Leotiomycetes, Helotiales, Helotiaceae. The record is from the annotation of a GenBank genome assembly.